CAGAUGAGAUCAGCCAUGAUGGUAUUAAAUGGUGGAACAGGCUCAAGGGGCUGAAUGGCCUCCUCCUGUUCCUAAUGUUCACUGCUUCCUUCCGCAGGUUGCUCAGCAACAGAAGGAGUGUCAGACGACACAGCGAGCAGAACGAGAGGUGACCCGUAUGGUGGUCGUCAUGGUGAUGGCGUUUUUGAUCUGCUGGCUUCCUUAUACAACCUUUGCCCUAGUUGUUGCUGUGGAUAAGGACAUUGUGAUUUACCCCACCUUGGCCUCCAUGCCAUCCUAUUUCUCAAAGACCGCCACCGUCUACAACCCCAUCAUCUACGUCUUCAUGAAUAAACAGAGUUUGGGAGAUUUAUCCACAAAUCUUUGGAGUGUGUGGAACAAUAUGGAGAAUUAGCAACCAGGAAUUUGAUAAUGUAAUUCUGGAGAACUUUCCUUAAAGUUGUGAGUGUGACAGGAACAGGGGAAUGUGGUCGGUGUCUCUGACUCAUACUUUCCUCUCCUCUAGACUUGACUAUUUCAAUAUAUACUCCUGCUGGUCUCCCAUCUUCUGUCUCACCAUUAAAUGAAGCCAUCCAACAUCCCAACCUUGCACAAAGUCCUAUUGACCAUCCGCCCUGGGCACAAUGACCAACACUAAGCCCCCAGUUAGGAACACCUCGAUUUGAUAAUUCUUUGUUUUCAAAUCCAUUCAUGGCUUCAUGGCCCCUCCCCCAUGACCCUGUCUCCGUAACCAGCGGCAUAGACAGAAAUCCUGGGCCCAGGCUCCUG
Molecule: messenger RNA, 768 nt
Organism: Chiloscyllium plagiosum (whitespotted bambooshark)
Lineage: Eukaryota; Metazoa; Chordata; Chondrichthyes; Orectolobiformes; Hemiscylliidae
Source: RefSeq, a predicted model, not a curated record